AUGGUCAAGGGAGGUGUUGCGUUCCUGGCCUUUGCUGGCCCAGCUCUGGCAGGAGUCAUUGCCCGCGCCUGGUGUGGCUACUGGCACGGCCCUCCUCCCCCUCCCCCUCCCAUCCAGUUUCCUACUGGUACUGCGCCUCAACCCAAGCCUACCACCAGCCAUGGGACCGCUCCUAUUAAGCCAACCACCAGUAUUGGAACGGCCCCUAUCAGGCCUACUACCAGUAUUGGAACGGCCCCUAUCAGGCCUACUACCAGUAUUGGAACGGCCCCUAUCAGGCCUACUACCAGUAUUGGAACGGCCCCUAUCAGGCCUACUACCAGUAUUGGAACGGCCCCUAUCAGGCCUACUACCAGUAUUGGAACGGCCCCUAUCAGGCCUACUACCAGUAUUGGAACGGCCCCUAUCAGGCCUACUACCAGUAUUGGAACGGCCCCUAUCAGGCCUACUACCAGUAUUGGAACGGCCCCUAUCAGGCCUACUACCAGUAUUGGAACGGCCCCUAUCAGGCCUACUACCAGUCAAGGAACGGCUCCUAUCAGGCCUACUACCAGCUCUGGUACGGCUCCGAUCAGGCCUACUACCAGCUCUGGUACGGCUCCGAUCAGGCCUACCACCAGCUCCGGUACGGCUCCUAUCAGGCCGGGCACUACUGAAACCACUGUCGGCCCCAUCCCCACCAACGGUACAACGGUGAUCCCACCUGCAACCGUUACUACUCAUACGCCUGUACCAAUCCAGAACAGCACUGUUAUCCCCACUCAGUCCACCCAGCCGCCAUUCCAGAACACCACGGUUCCUGUUGUUCCUGUUGUCCCCACUCAGUCCCCUCAGCCGCCAGUCCAGAACACCACGGUCCCUGUUGUUCCCGUUGUUCCUGGUCAGAGCACUGUCCCCGCUGUUCCUGGUCAGAGCACUGUCCCUGGUGUGCCUGGUCAGAGCACUGUCCCUGGUGUGCCUGGUCAGAGCACUGUCCCUGGUGUGCCUGGUCAGAGCACUGUCCCUGGUGUGCCUGGUCAGAGCACUGUCCCCGCUGUUCCUGGUCAGAGCACUGUCCCUGGUGUG
Messenger RNA from Aspergillus niger, 1065 nucleotides. RefSeq lists its product as uncharacterized. NCBI's taxonomy places the organism in Eukaryota, Fungi, Ascomycota, Eurotiomycetes, Eurotiales, Aspergillaceae. The annotation marks the transcript as partial. The transcript is spliced from 3 exons. The record is from RefSeq and is a predicted model, not a curated record.